Molecule: messenger RNA, 1523 nt
Organism: Erythranthe guttata (spotted monkey flower)
Lineage: Eukaryota; Viridiplantae; Streptophyta; Magnoliopsida; Lamiales; Phrymaceae
Product: caffeoylshikimate esterase
Source: RefSeq, a predicted model, not a curated record
AUAUGUUUGUGAUACUGGACAUGGGCAUGGGCAUGGGCAUGGGCUUAUCCUACACGUAACCCCGCGAAAAUUUUGGAAUCUUCCAACCCCAAUACUCAGAUAAUAUCAUCCCCUUCAUCGAAUUCGAACCGCCUUAUUUCUCUUUCCGUCUCUCCAACUUAUUUCUAAUCUAUUCAGACCGUAAAUUAAUUUCAUCUCUCUGUUCUCUCUCCCCUUUUUUCCUAUUCUUUCUUGCAUUAUUGGCAGAUCCUCUUUGUUCUUUUUGUUUUUCUUGGGUCAAAUAGGCGUGGUUUGAUGUUGGUUCUCAUUGGUUAGUUAUAAAAGUCGUGUUUUUUUUUUUUUCCCUGUCGGAAAGUCAAGCAUGGAAGUCGCGUAUCAUGAGGAGUACGUAAAGAAUUCCAGAGGAGUGCAGUUAUUCACUUGCAGAUGGCUGCCCUUUUCUUCUCCAAAAGCUCUUGUUUUUCUUUGCCAUGGUUAUGGCAUGGAAUGCAGCAAUUUCAUGAAAGGAGUUGGGACAAAGCUUGCAAGCAACGGGUAUGCCGUUUUCGGAAUUGACUAUGAAGGCCAUGGGCGGUCAAUGGGUGCUCGAUGUUACAUCAAGAGGUUUGACAACAUCGUUCUUGAUUGCAAUGACUAUUUCAAGUCUAUUUGUGCUCGGGAAGAGUAUAGGGAGAAGAGAAGAUUCUUAUACGGAGAGUCGAUGGGAGGGGCAGUGGCCCUUUUAACACACAAGAAAGACCGUAUUUUUUGGCAUGGUGCUGUUCUAGUUGCCCCGAUGUGUAAGAUCUCGGAGAAGGUGAAGCCGCAUCCCGUGGUCAUUAGUCUGUUAACUAGGGUCGAAGAUGUAAUACCGAAAUGGAAGAUUGUUCCUGCCAAGGAUGUCAUCGAUUCAGCCUUCAAGGACCCUAUUAAACGAGAACAGAUUCGUGGGAAUAAAUUGAUAUAUCAAGAGAAGCCAAGACUGAAAACCGCACUCGAAAUGCUCAGAACCAGCAUGAACCUCGAGGACAGUUUAAACGAGGUGACAGUGCCGUUUUUCGUUUUACACGGCGAAGCAGAUACGGUGACGGAUCCAGAAGUGAGCAGAGCACUGUACGAAAAAGCCAGCAGCACAGACAAGACCAUAAAACUGUAUCCCGGGAUGUGGCACGGACUGACAGCUGGCGAACCUGACGACAACAUCGAGAUUGUUUUCUCGGAUAUUAUUUUGUGGCUUGAUAAGCGUGCAGAAGACAAUGGCAGCAGUAAUCAAUCCAUGAAACCAAUCAAGAAUCCUAAUCCUGCUCCGAUUAUGAUUAUGCCUGAAGGGUUAAGCGCAAGGGCAAAUAGGGAAAAAACAGAUAGAAAACGGUCGAAUUCGAACUAUUUAUGUGGGUGGAAGGGUCGUGGAUUAUACCAUCAUUCGGCUAUGUAGACGAAUUGAUCAUAUCUUAUGUUUUUUGUUCAUUCAUGUGUAACUGAUCAAGUAUUAUCAGAACAAAAAUAAUAAGGAAUAAUUUAAUCAAUCUUCAAUUUUCUUUUAG